Blumeria graminis f. sp. triticale is the source of this 1146-nucleotide messenger RNA. Lineage: Eukaryota; Fungi; Ascomycota; Leotiomycetes; Helotiales; Erysiphaceae. The record is from the annotation of a GenBank genome assembly.
AUGGCCGAUAAUCUUCACAAUGCCCCAAUAGUUCUUGAUAACGGAUCUGGAACAAUCCGUGCUGGGUUUGCAGGAGACGACCUACCCAAAUGCUUCUUUCCCUCAUUUGUUGGGCGACCAAAGCAUCUAAGAGUCCUUGCGGGCGCACUCGAGGGUGAUAUAUUUAUUGGAGAUAGAGCACAGGAACUACGAGGACUAUUAAAGAUUCGGUACCCCCUAGAACAUGGGAUUGUGACAGACUGGGAUGACAUGGAAAGAAUAUGGGAAUGGGUGUACGGAGAAGGCUUGAAGACUCUGAGUGAAGAGCAUCCUGUCUUACUGACAGAACCACCGCUCAACCCACGAAGUAAUCGGGAUGUAGCUGCACAGAUCCUAUUUGAGACGUUCAAUGUUCCAGCGCUCUAUACAUCAAUACAAGCCGUACUCUCUUUAUAUGCCUCUGGGAGGACAACCGGUAUUGUCCUUGAUUCAGGAGAUGGUGUAUCACACGCAGUUCCUGUGUACGAGGGUUUUGCCAUGCCGAGCUCAAUUCGACGGAUAGAUGUAGCGGGACGAGAUGUUACUGAGCACUUACAGCUCCUACUACGUAAAUCUGGCUAUGUUUUCCACACUAGUGCCGAAAAAGAGGUAGUCAGGUUAAUCAAGGAGAAGGUUAGCUAUGUCGCUACUAGUCCUAAGUUGGAAGAGAAGGAAUGGGCUGCCUCUGUUGGCAAGACUGGAGACGGUAAGAGUGUCGAGUAUACAUUGCCUGACGGCAACAGAAUUAAGAUUGGCGCCGAGAGAUUCAGAGCACCUGAAAUCCUUUUUGACCCUGAGAUAAUCGGGCUGGAAUAUCCUGGUAUACACCAGAUUGUCGUUGAUGCUAUUACUCGAACAGAUCUUGAUCUACGAGCUUCCCUUUUUGGGAAUAUUGUCCUGUCAGGUGGUAGUACACUCACCAAAGGCUUUGGAGAUAGACUUUUACAGGAAGUUCAACGACUGGCGGUGAAGGAUAUGAAAAUAAAAAUAUUCGCUCCACCCGAGCGAAAGUAUUCGACUUGGAUUGGAGGUAGCAUCUUGGCUGGACUCAGCACGUUCAGAAAAAUGUGGGUGAGUAUCGAUGACUGGCACGAGAAUCCAGAAAUAAUACAUACAAAAUUUAAUUAA